CCCGCUCGAGCUCGACGUCGCUCUCGCGAUCUGUGACGUUCCGAUGACGAUGCGCGCUGCGUACCGAUCUGCGCAUUCUGUCGAUCGGCAGAGUGCCUGAUAGAUAGCGACAUAACGACGAUAGAUCGUCAUCGGGAGGUGACUGCGUAUUUAUUCCGUCGUAUAAUCGCGUUGUUGUCACUUCCGAUAAUCAGUGAAAUAACGAUUUCGCUUUUUCAAUUGUAUUUUAAGCGUCUCUAAAACCAAAUGUGGUAUUUCCGAUACCGCAAAUUACAUAAAUGAUAGAGAAAUACUAAAAAGAGAACACACAAUAAAAUCUAUGAUUUAAAUAAAACACUUGGAUAAAAUUAACGAUCAAGCGUAUCCAUCACGUAUCUUCAGUUAGAAAUCGUUCGUAGUUUUUUAUCGCGCGAAGUUUAUUUCUUCUCCAAAAGUUACCGAGUGUGAUCCUCUCGACGUGGAUGACCGAGGUGAACGUUGAGGGAACGUUUACUGGCUGCCACUUGAGCGCAGAAAACGCCCGAUUUUUCACUCAAGUGUCAUCUCGUCGCGGAGGCGGAGCAGCACGUAUCGCGCCAGUGAGAUCGCCGGAAGUUCAAUCCUGAAGAUCCCAAGUCGAGGAAAAAAUUAUCGCGACACUAGUCUCGAGAUUGAAUUCGACGGCGCGAGAGGCAAAGCCAGAAGACGGGGAAAAAGAAGAAGAGAAGAAGAAGCAGCGGCCAAGUGGCGGUGGCGACGGGGAAGGAGGUAGAAAAGCGGUAGGCAGAGCUGUUCGUUCGGGGGUGAGACUGCUGCCACGAAGGAUUUCAAGUCGUGCCCCCGAGAUACGAGCCGCUUGUAUAGAUCUAUAUGCACAGCAAAAUUGUGGCGACGGAGGUGACCCGAGCUAACGAAUAUCUGGGUCAUAGAGCCGUCCUUUCGCCGCAGUCUGCUCUCCAUAAUUCCGCGGGAUUUUCUUGAUGCAGCAAAAAAAGUCGAGAUCCAUCUUCGAGGAACUUCGCGCUCUUAAGACGAAGGACUCGCCAAUCUGGGACGGUAGAAAUAAUCGCAAGGUCGUUUCUUCAUUAUCUUUCAUCGAGCAAUUUCUCACCGUGUACUUGCGCGACGAUUUUUUUUUUUUUGUGAACAGUAUAAUUUAUGUGUUUUAUAUAAUAAUACACAUACGUAACACAAUAAGAUCAGUAAUCGCAACAAUCGGAAUACAAGGCGCAACGUAAAAUCCAAAAUACACUAGGUAUACGACGUUCCCGUAUUUUACAUUGCGGGGAAAUUUGUCAGAGUAGACAGAUAUAUUGAGUAUGCGAAAUAUAUACACGAUUCGUCGCGAAGCAAGCCGCAACCUGCAAAGCGGUCGCGUUAAUGUCACUUAUAAACGACAAGUGAGACUCGCAAGUAUAUCGCCGGUUUGAUCCUCCGGGACGAAUACGUAACGAUCCCCGCGGAUCAGUGAUUUGCGGACGAAGAGACAGGUCGAUCCGACACCGACCGGUAACGAGCUGUUACGUCGUUACGCGGUUACGUAAAAACUACCACCUCCCCCCGAGUGAAUUCCCACGGGGACAAUUCACAGAGGAGAGUCCACGCGAGAACCAUUACUCGCCUCUUGAGAAGCGGGUGGCGUGUGCGCGCGCGGAAACGCGCCGUUUCUUCUCUUCGUCGAGAGUGAGAGAGAGAGAGAGAGAGAGCACCGAAUCCAAGGUCGGUUGGCGCCAGGUAAAUAAUGAGUUCCCGCAGUCAUUUAUCAAGCUCAUCGCAAAACGGACAAACGUUCGGGGUAUCAUCGUCGACCUGAAUGGAAGAAUCCAACGCGAGGUACCAACCGCGACACAUCGCGUUGUCGUUUAGCCGCGCGCGCGGAUACCGCGUUUCUCUUCACUCGACCGGUGCUUCCUCGAAAAAUAGCUUCGCGACUUGCCUAUAUAACUCGCGGGACUAUUCACUAACUUUUCCACCGUACUCUUAUGAAAUAUACUGCGCGCCGUGAAAUAUUGCGAUUCAAAGUGGAGCUUAGCAGCGACCCGUAAACUGCUGAAAGGCAACGCAGUGCGCUUGAUCGUGAACUCUUUUUCCCCCGAGCGCUCGCUUAUAGAAAUGCGACAGUCAGCUGAUUUCGAUCGCCAGCGGUGCAGUUACAUCGCGCGAAACGAUCAAUCGCGCAAAAGGUAACGGGUGCUCCAGAGAAGUGACUUCGCGACUUCAUGAUAGUGAUUGAGUUUCGGGCUCGCGAACGAACGAACGUGAGAGCUUAUAUUCCGCGCGUACCGAGCGGUGCCGGGCAACAUGAAGCGUCAACGCGUUUACAACAACGGCUCCACCUAUUGCUAUCACUCGGUUAAGAAGAACGUGCGCAACGGAUACAAUGAGGUCGAGACGAACGAUCCACCCGGAUGGUGCAUCUACGCGUUGGUCGCGGUCGUCGCGAUCGGCUGUUACUUUAACGCGCUCGAUUGCGACUUCGUGCACGACGACAUACCGGCGGUGGUGCGGAACAGAGACGUGAUCGGCGAGGCGUCGUGGAGUAGCGUGCUCAACGACGAUUUCUGGGGCACGCCGAUGGAGAGCAUCAACAGUCACAAGAGUUAUCGACCUUUCACCACUUUGACGUUUCGGUUGAACUACUUGAUGGCCGGUUUGAAUCCCAUGUGGUAUCACGCCACGAACGUCGGCUUGCACGCUGCUGCGUGCGUCUUGGUGACCAGAGUGAGCCUCGUGGUGGCGGCACUUCGGCCAGGAUUCGCAGCCCUCGCUGGGCUACUGUUUGCCGUGCAUCCUGUGCACACAGAAGCGGUGACUGGCAUCGUGGGCAGAGCAGAUGUUCUAGCGUGCAUCUUCUUUUUGCUGUCAUUUCUUGCCUAUCACGGCCAACAAACGGCUUACGUGUGGUUCAGCGUUUGUCUCGGCGCUCUGUCGAUGUUGGCGAAGGAAACCGGCGUUACUGUUCUAGCACUAAACCUUCUUUACGAUCUCUGUCGUUCCUGGCAUUCAAUCAAGAGAUCUAUUUUCGAAGCAAAGUGGAACGACGAUUCCAGAUAUUUCUCGAGACGUGCUGCAGCGUUACUUGUUUCGUUUGGCAUACUUCUUGUGGUGCGGCUCGCUUUGCUCCACGGUACUUUGCCGAACUUCUCCGCGCAGGAUAAUCCAGCUGCUUUUCAUCCCUGUUUCCACGUCAGAUUACUGACUUUUUGCUACCUUGCGGCGCUGAACUGCUGGCUGCUUCUGUGUCCGGCUAUACUCUCGCAUGACUGGCAAAUGGGAUCCGUUCCUCUGGUUACGUCUUUCACGGACACCAGAAAUCUGGCUACUUUUAUAUUCUUCGGCGGGUGUCUGGUGCUCACGUACAAAGCCUUCACGGAUUUCGAGCAACAGAGACAUCCACCUCUUGUUCUCGGUUGGAUGUUCCUGGUACUGCCGUUUCUUCCUGCGUCCAAUCUCUUCGUCACUGUGGGUUUUGUUGUGGCUGAACGAGUUUUGUACACGCCGAGCGUUGGAUGGAUCAUUUUAGUCGUUUACGGCAUGCAGAUGAGCUGGACCGCCGUGCCACGACGGAAAAGCUGGAUCGCCGCGGGCGUAGCUCUUCUUCUCGUUUUGGGAUGUUACAGAACGGUUGUUCGAAACAACGAUUGGACAUCUCGAGAAACUUUAAUCAAAGCCGGGUUGCGGUCCCUGCCCUACAAUGCCAAGAUGCAUUACAACUUCGCCAACUUCCUCAAAGACACGUCGCAACCGAAUCUUGCGGUCCACCAUUAUCAGCUGGCCCUAUGGCUUUGGCCGGGGUACGCCAGUGCGCACAACAAUCUUGGAACUCUCACGAUAGACGAUCAAGCGGAGUAUCACUUUUUAGCGGCUAUCAACGCUCAACCUGGACACGUGAAUGCUCAUUAUAAUCUCGGACGAUUGUACAGGAGAACAAACCGAACCGAGCAGUGCAUCGAAAUGUUGCGGAGAUGCGUGUUGCUGGAUCCGGCGUACGCGCCUGCAUUUCGAGUUCUGGCGAGGAUCGCCACUGGUCCCGCAACAGGCGAGCUCCUGAGGCAUGUGAUACACCUACAACCGCGAAAUCCGGACGCUCUUGCCGAGUACGCGUACUGGUUGUACAAGAACGGCAAAUGGCUACCCUCGCUCCGGUAUUACUUCAACGCUAUGGAAAUUUUCCCGUCGCACAAACCGUCGCUUAUCGGCGCGCUCAGGAUCCUGAGGUUGCGAGGACAAUCGUCCAGGGUGCAUCAGUUUAUCAUCAGAUGGCAUUUAAUGUUACGAGCGAAACGCGGAGGCUUUAUCUAUCGCGGGGAUUUGUACAUUCGUGCGUGGGAGCUGCAAAGCGAGUCUCGUCAAAAGGCUCAUCAACAUCAGCGAAAUCUUUGUCUAUCGGAAAACGGAUGUUCGAGACCGCGCGUGGCCAGCGUGUCGGUGCAGCUCGAACAAGACAGCAACAAGUCGGAACAGCUGCAACGGGCGCCGCGUUGCAACGUGCGCACUUGCAGGCAGCCGAGAAAAGGAAAGGCGCGCGUGACCGCGCCGACCCUGCUCGUGCAAAAUUUUCUGGAGACGCUUUAGUCCGCGCGAUUCGGGGAACGGGUUUAUCUGCUCGUUCGCCAGCUGAAAACGGGCGACAGAAGAUGAAGUGAAGUGGGAGGAUGCUUCGACCACCUGCUCUCGUCCGACGACCGUCAGCGACGAAGAAGAGAGUCCUAUUAUAGUGGAAUGCCUGAAAUAUUUUUCGUAUGCCGUGUGUGUUGUCGAAGAUCGCAAGCUCGACCCUGUCGCGGAAUAUUCCCGAUAUCGAAUUGGAGGAAGGUACGCAUGUAUUAUUGAUGUCGUUUAUACAAUAUGUGUGUGUCUUCGCGCUCUUUGUGACAUCUUGAUUAAUAUUAUCCUGUCGAUCGGACGGCGAUAUAUCGUGCGUAAUGAUCUCUCAAAAACUAACGCCGUGAGGAAAUAGACGAUCGUUCCGCAAAUAAUUCGAGUGGAAUUCAAGCACGCCAAUAAAUCAUAUAUACGACAGGACGGAUGACAAUGCGCGCGAUGAUGAGAAUCGAAUGCUAGAAUUAAAUUCCUUGAAAAUUAUUUUGCCACUUUUAAAUUCGUCAUAAGGAUACCCAACGAGAGAGGACCAAGGGAGAGAUUCGAGCGGUUAACCACGCGACGAAUGGCUGCGCGAAAUUUGUCGCGGGCGCGCGCGCGUCGCGUCGCGUGUAGAUUUGAACUCAUAAUUAAAAUAUGACAUAAAGCGAUGUGCGUACAGUCAAGCGUGUGUCUAUUUACACUUUCGAAACGUGAUAAUUGUAAUUGGUAAUAGAGUUACAUGUAUAGUACGACGUGUUAUAUAAAUAUUCGCUGUCUCUCGUGUGUGCUUUCAACGUUUUUAUGGUGUUUGUUUCGAUGAAGCGAUAAAAAAAUGUCAUUGUAACGUAAUACAAAAAAGAAUACACACACAACAGUCUCUUUUCACCAAACAAAUAUCAAAAUAAAAAUCGAGAGCACAACAUUCGUGAAAAAUAUUUUGACAAAGAAAACUCUCGGUGGACAAUUUAAAGUAGAACUAUAGCCGUUAGAAAAAAAAUAUUUAAAGUAAUAAUAUUGAGUGUGAAUAUUGUUAUAUUAAAAAAUACUAAGAUCUCCUCAUUAAGAGAAACAAACAUUGCUUAAGAACAUUCAUAAUCUUCAUUAUUAAACAUACGCAUAUUCAUUGAGAUAUACAUUAAGGGAAACUGGCAAUCAUUAGACUCGCUUACUUUUACAUAAUAAUUGAUUGAGAAAUUGAAAUGUCAAAAUGUAGGUCGGAGGUACAAGCAGUCUCUUUUUUUUUCUUUUUUUUUUUCUAUCGCUUACGCUGACGAUAAAAGCCGUUAUACGCGCGAAAAAGACAAAAUUGUGCGAUGCCGAACUUAAUUUUUCUCAUGACGAUGAUAGUAGCACAAUGUAAACUGUGUACAUAAAGACUCUUUCUCGGAUCGUUCUUUGUGUGCCUCUCUCGUGGACACGCAAUUUUACGCACGUAAAUACACGGUGCCAAUACUAGGAUAAUGAAUGUAAUACCGCUAAUGUGCGGCGUUUGGUAUGGCUUUUGUAUGAAAACAAAAAAACAAACUUCUGUAAACAAUUUCAGAGUAAUACAUUCUUCGAUGAGCUUGGUAUGGCGAUGUUCUAUUGCAAGUGUAUCGUAAAGAAGACCGCGAAUAUUUCUUCUCAAUAUUUUACAAAUCUAAUAUAAAAGCAAGUAAAUUACAUUAUGCAUUUCCGGUUUUAUACAAUUAAUGUAUUAAAAACAAAUACAACACAGAAUUAAUUUAUUUCAUUGCAAAUAUUUCUGUUGUGCAAUGACACGUUAAUAUUAAAAUUAUAAAAGCGCGUAUUAAUGAUAAAAUUAAUGAUAAAUUAAAAUAAACAUGAAGUAUUUAAUAUAUAAUUUCUGACGAUAAGAUAUAUUAUUAAACUGAACACAUGGAUAAUUAUUAAAUGAAUCAAUAUGCAACUACCUUUUGAUUAUCACAAGGUAAACGAAUUUGAUUGCGCGUCGCUUUACGAAUACUUGCAACACUAAUUUGCCAAAACUUAAUAGAAGACCAAUGUACAUACUGUAUACAAAAGAAAAGAAAUGUUACAUCGAAAGUUUCGACGGAUGCUUAAUAAACUUCUCUAAUAUAAAUUAUUGUCACGUAAUAAUCGUUAUAACAAACUCAAGUAUAUAAAUAUUGGCCAUCCGUUUGCAACAGCCUGUGGCACUUUGCAAAACAUUGCGAAUGGUGAGAAAAGUGCAACGAGAGAGAAACAUGCACGAGAUCUGAACUAUAAUGGUAUAUAUGGAAAUGGCAAUGCAUAUGUAUGAAGUUACAUUUUCGGUUUACUACAUAUAUCCCUUUUUCUUUAUUUUCCGAUGUCCGCGUAGUUCAAAUAUUUUUAUUCCAAUUGUUUUCACCGCGAUAAUCGUUGAAUAAAAUAGUCGCAAGUUCCAUUUUCCUGUAAUUACAUUAGUUACAUCGACCAUGCAUAAUAUGGUUUUAUAAUCACACGACUUAUACAAGCUAUAUAUAUACAUAUAUAUAUAUAUAUACAUAUAUAAGUUCCGUUUUAUUGUACAUUUAAUACAAUUAAAUCGAAAUUAUUUAAUUAAUAAAGUUUGCACAAGAAAAUUAUUUGUUCCAUCGGCCAGCGUCAAUCAGAGUUGCAUAAAAUUCGCGCAAUAUCAUUGUCAGCCAAGAGAUGAGGGAGCUCUUCCUCAACAAAUACUGUACGGAUGAAACUAAUAAAAUAGGAAGUCAUAGGAGAGUUGCUCAUUAGCUAAGAUAAGAGACAAAAUACUUGGAAGAUUACUAUUGGAGGAAGUUAAUAAUAUGUUUAAUACUGAUAUAUCGAGGGUGAAGCGGAGUAUUCUAUUUUUCGUACAUUUAAGCCUUAGACGUUUUCCCAGUUUUAACGGAAACUAAAGCAUUUAGCGCCACUCACAUUUUAUUAUGAAAUUCAUUGAGAUGUAGCAUAUAUAUAUAUAUAUAGCCGCUAUAUAUAAAACUUAUAUUAUCCGUGACAGAUAAACGUCUAUUCUGCUAUAUUAGUGAGGACAAUUUUGUGAUAUUACGUAAAUGAUCGAACGCGAAAAUGAAAAAUGGUCUCUCGAAAUUACGUGUUUUAUUAUCUCGAAAUUUGAUUUCGUAGCUGCAGGAAUUGAGAGCCCCCGUACUUCUUACGUAUAAAUGAUGAUCUUCACACAUAGCAAAUAGAGAGAAGAUUAAAUUACAAAAUAUAUGUCUUAUUUUUUAUCGCGUACGGUAGCCUUUCUUUUUUUUUUCUUAUCAGGACGUUUGGCCGAUCCGACCUCUGAUUAAUACCGUUAUUUAUACGAACGGAACCACCGGGUAAAAGCAUUUUAAUGAGAGCUUAGCGUUCGACAUCGAUCCGUUCAAUAGCAAAAACGAAGGCAAAAAGCGAUUAAAACAGAUACAAAAUUGGAAAAUUUGCGGUAUUGUUACGGAAGUUCGGUGCCGGGAAUUGUACGUGGGCCGUGUAUAAUUAGCCGCAAUUUGAUUAGUCUAGGUUACUGCUCGCGCGAUAGACCAGUUUGUAUAUCUAAUUACAAUACGUUAUUACUCAUACUCAUU
Molecule: messenger RNA, 8093 nt
Organism: Pseudomyrmex gracilis
Lineage: Eukaryota; Metazoa; Arthropoda; Insecta; Hymenoptera; Formicidae
Product: transmembrane and TPR repeat-containing protein 1-like
Exons: 15
Coding region: 2281-4554 (757 amino acids)
Biological process (GO): protein O-linked glycosylation via mannose
Molecular function (GO): mannosyltransferase activity; protein binding
Source: RefSeq, a predicted model, not a curated record